GGGGGAGUAUAUAGAGGAACACAGGGGUCUGUACAAGGACGUGAUGAUGGAGAAUCACCGGCCCCUCACAUCACUGGAUGGGCCCGGUAACAGAGAUACCCCAGAGAGAUGUCCCCGUCCUCUGUAUUCCCAGGAUUGUACAGAGGAGAAUCACAGGACCCCACAGGAGGAUCAGUAUGAAGAUCUAAAGGAAGAAGAACAGAGAUAUGUCAUUGAAAUAAAGACAGAAGAUACAGAGGGAGAAGAAGAGACGUAUGUGACUGAUAUGAAGGCAGAAGAUAUAGAGGGAGAAGAAGAGACGUAUGUGACUGAUAUGAAGGCAGAAGAUAUAGAGGGAGAAGAAGAGACGUAUGUGACUGAUAUGAAGGCAGAAGAUACAGAGGGAGAAGAUGUGACGUAUGUGACUGAUAUGAAAGCAGAAGAUAUAGAGGGAGAAGAAGAGACGUAUGUGACUGAUAUGAAGGCAGAAGAUAUAGAGGGAGAAGAAGAGACGUAUGUGGCUGAUAUGAAAGCAGAAGAUACAGAGGGAGAAGAAGAGACGUAUGUGACUGAUAUGAAGGCAGAAGAUAUAGAGGAAGAAGAGACGGAUGUGACUGAUAUAAAGGCAGAAGAUAUAGAGGGAGAAGAAGAGACGUAUGUGACUGAUAUGAAGGCAGAAGAUAUAGAGGGAGAAGAAGAGACGUAUGUGACUGAUAUGAAGGCAGAAGAUAUAGAGGGAGUAGAAGAGACGUAUGUGACUGAUAUGAAGACAGAAGAUAUAGAGGGAGAAGAAGAGACGUAUGUGACAGAGAUGAAGGUAGAAGUUAUAGAGGGAGAAGAAGAGACGUAUGUGACUGAUAUGAAGGCAGAAUAUAUAGAGGGAGAAGAAGAUACGUAUGUGAGGUGUGAUCAGAAGUGUAAGGAGGAGGAGAUCCCUACAGAUAUCAGCAGAGCAGAUGGGUGUAACCGCAGAAAUAUCUCAAUAGGAAAUCUAUUUUUAUCUACUGAUUGUGAAAGAGGCGAUAAUGACAUCAAACAAGAUUAUCCAGAAGAAAUCACCCCAAUUAUACAUCCAGUACCUCCCAGUGCAGAUGUAUCACCUGAUCCUGGUUAUAAAGAGGAAUGUUCUCCUGGCACAUCUAUUACAGCUUGUAGAGUAAAUAAAUUGUUUCCCUUAGAUGUAAAAUGUAAUGCCUUAGAUGGGAAAUGUUUUACACCCAAUUUAGAUCUUGUUACGCAUCAGAGAAGUCACACAGGUGAGAAACCAUAUCCAUGUCCAGAGUGUGGGAAAUGUUUUACACGGAAAUCAGUUCUUAUUACACAUCAGAAAAAUCACACUGGUAAAAAAACAUUUUCAUGUACUGAGUGUGGGAAAUGUUUUACACUGAAAUCGAACCUUGUUAUGCAUCAAAGACGUCACACAGUUGAGAAACCAUUUCCAUGCUCUGUUUGUGGGAAAUGUUUUACACUGAAAUCAGAUCUUGUUAUACAUCAGAGAUGUCACAUAGGUGAGAAACCAUUUCCAUGCUCUGAGUGUGGGAAAUGUUUUAAAUGGGAAUCACAUCUUGUUAAACAUCAUAGAAGUCACACAGGUGAGAAACCAUUUCCAUGUGCUGAGUGUGGGCAAUGUUUUGCAAUUAAGUCAGAACUUGUUAUACAUCAGAGACGUCACACAGGUGAGAAACCAUUUCCAUGCUCUAUUUGUGGGAAAUGUUUUACACUGAAAUCAUAUCUUGUUACACAUCAGAAACGUCACACAGGUGAAAAAAUUUCAUGCUCUGAGUGUGGGAAAUGUUUUAAAUGGAAAUCACAGCUUGUUGUACAUGAGAGAAGUCACACAGGUGAGACGCCAUUCCCUUGCUCAGAGUGUGGGAAACGUUUUACACAGUAUUCAGAUGUAGUUAAACAUCAGAGAAGUCACACAAAUGAGAGGCUAUUUCCAUGCUUUGUGUGUGGGAAAUGUUUUAUGCAGAAAUCAGACCUUGUUUCACAUCAGAGACAUCACACAAAUUAGCUAUUCUCAUGUUCGGAAUGUCAGAAAACAGAUCUUGUUAAACCAUUCCUUUUGUACAUUGGAGAAAUGUUGCAUGUAUACAAGUGGAAAUUGUUUCUAACCAUAUCAAGAAGCAUAGUAUUUUUCCUGACCCGCGUACUUCUAUGACUUCUGACGUUUGUUUCAUGAUCCAGAAGGUAGAAUAGGCAUAGCUUGUAUUACUGUCCUCACUGUAUUCUUGGGUUAUAUUUUUUGCUUUUAGCUAUUUUUAUAGGAAAGUUACUCUGCAGUAUUUCUAACAGUGUGGAAUUAGAUCACCUGAAUAGUAUAAAAUUGUGUAGGAAGACACGAGGAACAGUGGCCAAGGUAGUAAUGGAGUGCUACCAUCUAGUAAUAGACCGUCAGGUCUGAGAUCUGACAGACAAGUUCCUACCACCAACCUCCUUUGCUCUAUGCAAUACCUAUUAUAUGCUGCAGGGGGCAGGAGGUAUGUGCUAGAGAAAGAUAAAAGCUCAGUCACACACCAUCAGGACACAUCACCAUGGAGGGGUAAGGACUGUCCUAUAUGUGGUGUCCCUGGUGCUCCUGAUGGUGUCCCCAGUAUGUGUAUAUAUCUGUGUAUGUAAUACCUAUUAUAUGCUGCAGGGGGCAGGUGUCCAGAGCAAUGGGAGGAUAUAACAGGUAUAUCAGAGAGGAAUGUGAUAUAGAGAGAUAAAAGCUCAGUCACACACCAUCAGGUCACAUCACCAGUGAGGGGUAAGGACUGUCCUAUAUGUGGUGUCCCUGGUGCUCCCUCCUGAUGGUGUCCCCAGUAUGUGUAUAUAUCUGUAUAUGUAAUACCUAUUAUAUGCUGCAGGGGGCAGGUGCCCAGAGCAAUGGGAGGAUAUAACAGGUAUAUCAGAGAGGUAUGUGCUAGAGAGAGAUAAAAGCUCAGUCACACACCAUCAGGGCACAUCACCAGUGAGGGGUAAGGACUGUCCUAUAUGUGGUGUCCCCAGUAUGUGUAUAUAUCUGUGUAUGUAAUACCUAUUAUAUACUGCAGGGGGCAGGUGCCCAGAGCAAUGGGAGUAUAUAACAGGUAUAUCAGAGAGGUAUGUGCUAGAGAGAGAUAAAAGCUCAGUCACACACCAUCAGGACACAUCACCAG
Molecule: messenger RNA, 3119 nt
Organism: Pseudophryne corroboree (corroboree frog)
Lineage: Eukaryota; Metazoa; Chordata; Amphibia; Anura; Myobatrachidae
Product: zinc finger protein 260-like
Exons: 4
Coding region: 44-1993 (649 amino acids)
Source: RefSeq, a predicted model, not a curated record